AUGACCACCACGACAAUGACGACGACCACGGCCCAGACGACCGCAUACAUCGACCUGCCAGCCAUCCAGAUCACGACUCCGACGCCACCUCGUAUCUCAGACGCGACGUUAUACACUGCUGCAAGCCGUAAAACGCCUACAGCAUCCACAAGUACUGAGACGAAAGCCACCUCUGAUACACCGACUACCAAGACGACCCACUCAGCGUCUUACCGUCUGCUCUACCGUGGCGCACUCUCCCUUCCCGACUCACUACUUCUUCUUGAUGGAUUGACGUUUGCUGCACGGCUGGACUCUCCAUCUAAGCCCAGUCAUGCUCCUUUAAGCAUCCAUGGGACGGAAGGCACCCCAGCCAAGCAGUCAGCAUUUGCCUUGCUGGAGAAUCCACUAGCGUUGGGUCUGGAGAGUAUGCGUGGUCGGCCGAGCUUGCGGUUUCUGGAAGCGAUUGAUUUAGCAGAGCUGGAGAGGAAGGGAGAAAUGUGGCUGGAUGAGAGCGGACGAGUGCAGAUGGACAUUCACCCACUAGCGGUGCUGUCGAAGAUAUACUUCGAGAACAUGUUCUGCUUACUUCCUUUCGGCGCGUCAUCAUCAACUGCCAAAGACCCGCCACUCAGCAGAUCGAACAUAGGGAUCAAGGUCGCAUUGGGCGAUAGUGACGGCCCAGAAACAACACAAAUAGUAAUCUACGCUGAGCUCUCUUCCGCCUCAAAUAGCCCUCAACCUAUCCGCCUACGCGUAGCCCGCCUAUGUCCACGCCCUCCACCCUGUCCUCCAACCGAGAAGAAGAAACGCAUCCCCCGACCCGAUGACCCGAUCCCCCGCAAGCCACCCGCGUUCUUCGUCCGCGAGCUGAAGCGGACCGGAAGCCUCGGGGUUGGCUCGCUCGCUGCUGGAGGCAUGGCCAGAGAACUGAAACGCGUAGCGAGCGUCGGUGGAGGUAUACUAGGACCUCCACCCGCGAAGAAGCAGAAAGUGGGAGGCGACAUUGCUGGACUCGGCAGUGGUGUGCGGCUUGGGAAGAGUGGGAGCGUGGAUGAGAGUGCAUUUAAGGUGCCGGAGCUGCCGAGCAUUUUGAAGAAAGGGAAGGGCAAGGAGAAGGAGAAGGAGAAGGACGUAUUCGGAGAUGUGGCGGAGGUGUCAAGCGCGGUCAAGGCGAAGGAAAGCACGAGUUCGAACGUGAAGGAGUCGAAUCCGGAGGAGGUGGCGACGGAGAAGGCGAAUAAAAGUGCCAUAAAGCGAGCAACGACAGAAUAUCUGGGGCGUACGAAAGACCCAACGACGGGCCGGCUCAUCGACAAAGCUCACCCUGAGUUCAAGGACCUGUUGGGCAUCAUCUACCGUGGAGUCCUGUAUGCUCUGCGUGCAAAGAUUCGGUCAGGCAACUUGGACCCCGGGCUCGUGGGCCGCCUCGUUGAGGGUCAUGCGCUGAUGUACCUCGGGGGACAUGGUGGCUGUUGGGGAACGCCUGCAGGCGCGUCGUAA
Messenger RNA from Cyclocybe aegerita, 1482 nucleotides. The record is from the annotation of a GenBank genome assembly. Lineage: Eukaryota; Fungi; Basidiomycota; Agaricomycetes; Agaricales; Hemipholiotaceae.